Daphnia carinata is the source of this 2587-nucleotide messenger RNA. RefSeq names its product somatostatin receptor type 5-like. The coding region runs from base 105 to 1691 and encodes 528 amino acids. The record is from RefSeq and is a predicted model, not a curated record. Gene Ontology annotation, molecular function: somatostatin receptor activity; peptide binding. The transcript is spliced from 8 exons. Gene Ontology annotation, cellular component: membrane; neuron projection. Lineage: Eukaryota; Metazoa; Arthropoda; Branchiopoda; Diplostraca; Daphniidae. Gene Ontology annotation, biological process: G protein-coupled receptor signaling pathway.
GUAGCGCGUUCCUGCCCUUCCAAACAUCUUUGCAUCAUCGCGUAUACAACUGGAAAUAUACAUAUUUUUUUUGUGUGUGCAUCAGUUUCAUCGCUAGGGGAAUCAUGGACAAUACGGCACCGUGGGUCAACGACACGAGCGAUGUGCCAGAUUUGGUGACCAACGAUUACGAAAUUCCUUUAUUGGGAGCAUUCCUCUUCUAUUUUGUCCAGUGUUUGUACGGCACCGUCUUUGUUGUCGGGCUGUUGGGUAACACGCUCGUUAUCUACGUCGUUCUCCGUUACACCAAAAUGCAGACGGUCACCAAUUUGUACAUUUUAAAUUUGGCCGUGGCCGAUGAAUGUUUCCUGAUUGGGAUACCUUUCAUUAUGACCACAAUGGGAUUAGGAUACUGGCCUUUCGGUAACGUCAUGUGCAAGAUUUACAUGACGACCACGUCAGUCAACCAGUUCACCAGCUCUUUGCUGUUAACGGUGAUGAGUGCCGACCGCUACAUAGCCGUUUGUCAUCCCAUUGAUUCAUCCACAUUCCGGACGCCCUUCAUCGCUAAAGUGGUAUCAAUGACGACUUGGGGCAUAUCGUUCCUCAUGAUUGUGCCAAUAUUCCUGUACGCCCACACUCAGCAAGUGCAUUCGGAUUGGGCCGUCGGCAGCCUCAAUGAUUCUCGUGUAAUUGACACUCUGUAUUGGUCUAAUGGCUCGGCCACUACGAUCGCUUCAUGGAUGAAAAAUCACACGAGGGUCACGUCGUCUUUGGCCGUCGAAAAUGGUGCUGAAGAUGCACUCGAUGCCCACAUGACCAGCCCUAUAGUUAGCUGUAAUAUUUACUGGCCUGAAAACGAGUACAUGAACGGACAGGCCGCUUUCACGCUCUACACGUUCACGUUAGCGUUCGCCAUUCCACUCAUCCUCAUCUUGGUGUUUUACAUCUUAGUCAUUAGAAAAUUAAAGACGGUCGGACCGACGAACAAGUCAAAAGAAAAGCGGCGAUCCCAUCGCAAAGUGACUCGACUAGUCCUCACUGUCGUCACGGUCUACGUUCUCUGUUGGUUACCUUAUUGGGUUUCGCAGGUGUCGCUGAUUUUCACGCCCCCGAAAGCGUCACAGUCGCCCUACAUUGUGGCUGUUUUCUUGCUGGCCGGUUGCCUAGGCUACUCCAAUUCAGCCGUCAAUCCAAUACUUUACGCUUUUUUGUCAGACAACUUUAAAAAGAGCUUUAUGAAGGCUUGUACGUGCGCCGAACGGAGGGAAGUCAACAAAGCGCUGACGGGCGAGAACAGCGUCUUCACACGACGCGGACGCAACUCUGAACGCGGAUUUGGCCAUAACGAUUCGCGUUCGCGAAUUCCACCAAUGUCUGGGAAUGUGGGUCGUUCGAUCGCCCCACAGGAAACAUUCGAGUUAUCGAAUCCCGUGCUCGCGACGAUCCAACAAGAAAUUUGCGCCUCUUCGACCAUCGUCGUCAACCGAACCGAUGACGACGGAUGUGACAGCAGCGCCGGCGAUGAUGUACAGAUCGUCAUCAAGGGCUCCAUCAAGUUGGACGGGCCUUUCACCAAAAGCCAAAACUCGACCAAAUCCGAUGGUAAACAAGGAACGAUCGCUUCGUCUCGAACAGUUGAUUCAGUCGUUUCCUGCCAACAUAACGUCCGAGUUAACGGAUCAAGUCACGUUCUGCACAGCGACCUCUAACACGAAGAAUCUGCAAAAGCCAACGCGCGAUUAAAUUUAUUCUUUGGUUCUUUUUUUCAUCUUAGUUUAGCAUCCGUUUCACUGCAAAUGAUCAGCAAUGUAAAAUUAACAUAGCGAUAUGUCCCACAGUUUUCUAAACAAAUUUCGGGUAGCAUGUCCGACCAAACGUUUCCUUGUAUCACUCUUGACAUUCGAAAUAAUUCGCUUCAAUCGUUCAUCUGUAAAUUGUAUCUAACUUAUGUAACAUCACUUGCUACGCAUGUCGAGUCGGUUUCAUUUGGUCACGCCGACUGUAAAUAUCUCACGUCUUCUCUUACCAUCGCUACUUAUUUACCUGUUUUAUGGUUAUUGAUCUUCUGUUUGCCUCAUUAAACAAGCCCGCUUGAUUACUUCAUUCGUUUCCCCACACACGUUGUUCAUCAUCAACGGAUUUAUCGACAACCACGACAUUUUGAUGAUAUAAACUGAGUCCAUGUCGUGAUUGCCGAGAAACCAAUCAUUGCAACUGCUACGGAAAUGAAUGGAACCCUCCACCAUUUCCUACAGUUUAUUACAGCCAAAGCACAAACACUUUUCAAAAAAGCACUCGACGUCCGAUGGCCUCCGUUUAAACUAGUCGAACGCGCAGCGUGUACGUCACAACUGAGCCCGUAACUGUACACGCAUGCAGUUGAUCUCGCGGUUAUCGGCGUCCCUCCGUGCGGCUAUCCAACAACUAUUUCUUUCAAUCGUGUGCUCGUCGGGUACUUCUUUAUUUACGUGCGACAACAGUAUACGUACAAAUAAAUAGUCCUCCCAUUUGUCGAACGUUUCCCUAUUGCACUUUUGUGUGUGCGUUGUUAAUGUUUGUUUUGUUUUUUUCAUGUUUCAUUUUCGGCUACGAUGAUAGCCCUGUU